This is a messenger RNA of Pseudoliparis swirei, 6961 nucleotides long. RefSeq names its product CLIP-associating protein 1-like. NCBI's taxonomy places the organism in Eukaryota, Metazoa, Chordata, Actinopteri, Perciformes, Liparidae. The transcript has 38 exons. Gene Ontology annotation, biological process: mitotic spindle assembly. Gene Ontology annotation, cellular component: cytoplasmic microtubule; spindle microtubule; microtubule organizing center. The record is from RefSeq and is a predicted model, not a curated record. Gene Ontology annotation, molecular function: microtubule binding; kinetochore binding.
GCAGCAUGGAGCGCCUGCUGGAGCUCGUGCUGCAGAAGGACCUGGGGAGCCGGCUCCAGGUGGGCCAGCAGGUCACGGAGCUGGUCCUGGACGAGGGCCAGACCCCCGACAUGGAGCAGGACCAGACCCUGCUGGACCGGAUGGUGGACGCGGUGGCCAGCUCCUGGGUCAACUCCAGCAACUACAAGGUGGUCCUGCUGGGGAUGGACAUCCUGUCCGCGCUGGUCAGCAGGCUGCAGGACAGAUUCAGGACGCAGGUGGGCACAGUCUUGCCGAGCCUCAUCGAUCGUCUGGGAGACUCCAAGGACCCGGUCCGGGACCAGGACCAGGCCCUGCUGCUGAAGGUCAUGGACCAGGCCGCCAACCCCCAGUUUGUGUGGGAUCGCAUGAUGGGAGGCUUCAAACACAAGAACAACCGGACCAGGGAGGGACUCUGCGUCUGCCUCGUCUCCACCCUCAACGUCUUCGGCUCUCAGAGUCUCACCCUCAGCAGGAUCGUGCCUCACAUCUGUCACCUGCUGGGAGACCCCGCCAGCCAGGUGCGUGACGGAGCCAUGAGCUGCCUGGUGGAGAUCUACCGCCACGUGGGCGAGCGCGUGAGGAUGGAUUUGGGGAAGAAGGGUCUUCCUCAGUCCCGGCUCAACGUCAUCUUCAGCCGGUUCGACGAGGUCCAGAGGUCGGGGGCCAUGGUCCUGUCCCCGCUGCCCGACAAGAACCUGGAGGACGACGACUCCGGCGGCCGCUCCUCCUCGUCCUCCUCCAGAGGGAAGAAGGCGGUGAGCAUGGGGUCGGCCCGACGCCCCGCCCCCUUGCCAGGCGCCAGGUCUGCAGGCCGCGACGCCGCCGGAGCCGUGGAGCAGGAGGACUUCGCCCAGGGCUUCCAGGACGUCCCCCUGCUGCAGAUCUCCUCCAACAGGGAGGUGGAGGAGGCCAUGGCGAGGAUCCGGGACGUGCUGUCGGACGACAAGCGGGACUGGGAGCUCCGGGUGGCGGCGCUGAAGAAGGUGCGCUCGCUGCUCCUCGCCGGCGCCGCCGACUUCGACGGCUUCCCGCAGCAGCUGCGUCUCACGGAGGCGGCGCUCAAGCUGUCGGCCAAAGACCUCCGGUCUCAGGUGGUGAGGGAGGCCUGUCUCACCCUCGGACACCUGUCGGCGGUGCUCGGCGGACACUUCGACCACGCGGCGGAGACCGUGAUGCCGACGCUCCUCAGCCUCCUGGCCAACAGCGCCAAAGUGAUGGCCUCCUCCGGCACCUCGGCCAUCCGCCUCAUCCUGAAGCAAACCCACUCCCCGCGUCUCGUCCCCAUCAUCACCAGCAGCUGCAGCUCCAAGUCUGUGGCGGUCCGGAGGCGCUGCUUCGAGUUCUUGGAGCUGCUGCUGCAGGACUGGCAGAGCAGCUGCCUGGAGAGGCAUGCAGCCGUCCUAACGGAGACCAUAAAGAAGGGCGUCCACGACGCCGACGCCGAGGCUCGCUCCGUGGCCAGAAAGUGUUACUGGACCUUCCACGUCCACUUCCGGCGGGAGGCGGAGCUUCUGUUCCAGGGCCUGGAGCCCUCCUAUCAGAAGGCUCUGCAGGCUCACCUGAGGAGCGGCGACGCCUCCUCCUCUUCCUCCCAGGAGAGCAACUGAACUCCUCCUCUUCAUAGCCGCCACCACCUUGUGUGUAACUCCUCCGGAGGAGGAGGAGGAGCCAAGCCCCCCCCCUCCUCCUCCCCAGGCCCCCUCCAGCGUUCCCGUAGCGACGUGGACGUCAGCGCGGCGUCCUCCGCCCGCUGCCGGAUGCCGGCGGCGCCCUCCGCCCCGCAGGCGCCCGGCUCGCCCCGCUCGGCCUUCAGCUCGGCCUUCAGCUCGGCCUCGGCCCUCCCGCCCGGCUCCUACGCCUCGCUGGGUCGAGUUCGAACCAGAAGAACGAGUUCCGGAACCGACCCGUUGCCUAGCGACAGCCGGGGGAGGAGCCAAAGGAAAGUGGCGUCGCAUUCUCAACGUGAGCGUUUGGCCAAAACUACGUCAUGAACCGGCAGCCGCUCCGGUUCUCCCGGCCGCCUGCUAGGCUCCGCCUACGGCCGGACCCCGAGGCCGGGCGUCGGCGCCGCCCGCGGCGACCAGAGCCGACCCCGAGGUCACCGCAGCCAAGGCUGCAGCCGGGAGACCAGCCCCUCCAGGGCGGCCGCGGCCCGGAGCCGGAUCCCCCGGCCCAGCAUGAGUCAGGGCUGCAGCCGCGAGACGAGUCGUGAGAGCAGCCGUGACACCAGCCCGGCCCGCGGCUUCUCCCCGCUGGACCGGCGGUCCCAGCAGGCUCGCAUCUCGGCCUCCGUCAACGCCAUGAAGGUCCUCAACCCCGGCACCGACGCGGAGGCCGCCGUCGCCGACGCGCUGCUCCUAGGGGACUCGAGGAGUAAGCGGCGGCCCGCGAGGCGUCGGUUCGAUUCCCCGGGCGUGCACUCUGACGACGAGGCGACCAGCGACCCCUCCGGCGUGGGCUCGGAGCGUUCCCACGGCUCACGCAACGGCGGCGCGGCGCCGGGCUACCUGGACGUGGCCGAGGUGCUGAACCACUGCGCCAGCACCAACUGGACCGAGAGGAAGGAGGGGCUGCUGGGGCUGCAGGGCCUGCUGAGGGGCCACCGGGCGCUCAGCCGCGUGGAGCUGAAGAGGCUCUGUGAGAUCUUCACACGCAUGUUUGCAGACCCGCACAGCAAGAGGGUCUUCAGCAUGUUCCUGGAGACCCUGGUGGACUUCGUCUCCCUGCACCGGGAGGAGCUUCUGGAUUGGCUCUUCGUGCUGCUCACCCAGCUGCUGAAGAAGAUGGGGGCGGAGCUUCUGGGCUCGGUCCAGGCCAAAGUCCAGCGGGCCCUGGACGUCACCAGGGAGUCCUUCCCCUCCCAGCUGCAGUUCACCAUCCUGAUGCGGUUCAUCGUGGACCAGACCCAGACCCCCAACCUGAAGGUGAAGGCGGCCACGCUGCGCUACAUCGCGGCGCUGGCCCGCCAGAUGGACCCGGCCGACUUCGUCAACUCCAGCGAGACGCGGCUCGCCGUCUCCCGGGUCAUCACCUGGACCACCGAGCCCAAGAGCGCCGACGUCCGCAAGACCCUUCACAGCUGGGCGGGGGAGGACGUGUCCGGCCGGCCCACCGGGGACAACCUGGAGGAGAGGUGCAAGCAGGCCGCCCAGGUGGUCCUCAUCUGCCUCUUUGAACUCAACACUCCAGAGUUCACGAUGCUUCUCGGCGCUUUGCCCAAAACAUUCCAGGACGGCACGACGAAGCUGCUGCACAGCCACCUGAGGACCGCCAGCAUGAACAUGGCUCCCAGCGCCCGGACCAGUAGAACCAGCAGCCUGCGCAGCCCGCUGCCCCCCCCCCCCAGCUGCUCCCAGGGGGGUCUUCCUCCCAGUCGGCUGUGGAGCGCAGACGGGCUCUCCAAAUUCCCUAUUCCACCUUUCCCCUCCCCCCUUCCUCCACCCACCGUUGUGAGGUCAGCGUACUCACCCAGCACGCUGGACAACGACAGCGAGAACCUGAAGUCGGAGGAGAUCUCCAGCUCGCUCAGGGGCGUCACCGAGGCCAUCCAGACCUCCAGCUGCCACAGCCAGGAGGAGGUGAAGAGGGAGCCGGCCUUCGGGGCGUCGUGGGACAGCGGCGUGGCGGUGGGCGCUCGCCCGGCGCUGCUCAACACGCCGCCGCCGCGCUCCUUCGCCGCGCCGCGCUUCCGUGACUACAACCCGUACAACUACACGGACGCCCUGGAGCAGGAGGCGCUGAAGGAGGCGCAGCUCGACGACGACGAGGAGACGCCGCGAGACGGCGGCCAACAGGACAACAGGAGCCCCCGGAGCUUCCCAGCGAGCCCCUCGGAGCAGCUGGCGCUGGUCGGGGAUCUCCUGAAGGAGGUCUCCCAGGGCCAGGCGGGGGGCCGCGGCCCCGAGGAGCGCCGGGGGACCCUCCUGGAGCUGCUGAAGGCGGCCCGCGAGGACAGCCUGGUGGUCUGGGAGGAGCACUUCAAGACCACGCUGCUGCUGCUGCUGGAGACGCUGGGGGACCAAGACCACACCAUCCGGGCGCUGGCCCUGCGGGUCCUGAAGGAGGUCCUGAGGACCCAGCCGGGCCGCUUCAAGAACUACGCCGAGCUCACGGUCAUGAAGACGCUGGAGGCCCACAAGGACUCGCACAAGGAGGUGGUGCGCGCGGCGGAGGAGGCGGCCUCCACGCUGGCGACCUCCGUCCAGCCGGAGCAGGUCAUCAAGGUGCUGAGCCCCAUCGUGCAGACGGCCGACUACCCCGUGAACCUCGCCGCCAUCAAGAUGCAGACCCGCGCCAUCGAGCGCACGGCCAAGGAGGCGCUGCACCUCCUGCUGCCGGACCUGGUCCCCGGGCUCCUGCAGGGCUACGACAACACGGAGAGCAGCGUGAGGAAGGCCAGCGUCUUCUGCCUGGUGGCCGUGUACUCCGUGAUGGGGGAGGAGCUUAAGCCCUACCUGGCUCAGCUGACCGGCAGCAAGAUGAAGCUGCUCAACCUCUACAUCAAGAGAGCUCAGACCUCCACCAGCACCAGCAGCAGCUCCUCCGACAUCUCCUCCUACUGACUCCUCACCUUACUGACUCCUCACCCUACUGACUCCUCCUCCUACUGACUCCUCACCUUACUGACUCCUCCUCCUACUGACUCCUCACCCUACUGACUCCUUCUCCUACUGACUCCUCCGUCUCCACUUAUGUCCAGAAUCAUUUCAAUCCUCUCUGGAGAAACUCUACGCAAACACCUCCAGAGAGCGUCGUGUCUACGAGGAGAAACCCUCUGACCCUUAUCAGUUCAUCUAAAAACUCUUUCAUAUAUAUAUAUUUAUACAUAUAUUUAUAUUAGGGCUGUGAAAUGAUUAACAUUUGUAAUCAGGUUAAUCCCAGGUUUCUGUGGAUUAAUCACAUAUAUACAUUUAUACACAGGGGUGCACAUAACUUGCUCACCAGUGUGCGCGCAUCGGGGGGGGGGCGCGGAGACGGAGAUCGGAGUCGUGUUAACGCGGCACUAGAGACAGAAUGACAUGCUGCUGGUUAGAGACGACCAACAACAGACGGAUUGGAAGCUCAUUCUGCGCAUGCGUUAAAUGCGUUAAAAAAUUAACGAAUUAAUCCUGUAAUUUAAUCAUAACGCGUUAACGCGUUAUUUUUCACAGCACUAAUUUAUAUAUAAAUAUAUGUAUAAAUAUAUAUGUAUACAAAUAUAAAUAUAUAAUUAUAUAUACAAAUAUAUAUUUAUAAAUUUAUAUUUUCUAUAUUUUUUUAUUUAUACAUAUUUAUAUAUAAAAAUAUAUAUAUUUUGAUAUAUAUAUAUAAACUAUAUCACCUCUCAUGCGUGUGCCGACAAGUAUAAUUUUAGUCUUUUUAGGUUUUUAACUCUUAAUCUAUACAACAAAAAAUACAUUUUAUUAAGUUUCAUCACCAGAUUUAAAUGAUGUGAUCAUUUUAAUGUAAUAUCUGAAUAAAACAUCUAAUUAUAUUUAUCAUAUAAACACAACAUUAUCUUUUGAGUAUUUAUAUCUAUUUUAUCCAUUUAAUUCAUUUAUAUAAUUAUUACAAUUUAAAUAAAUAUUUAUUAUGCUUGCCUUUCCUAAUCCUGACAAUUAACAUAAAGCUGACUUUCACAUUGUGAUAUCAUUUGAACACAUAUGCAUAACACUAUUAAGAAUACUUAAAUCACAUAUUUAUAUCACUUAUUUAGAGACUAAUUGUUUUAUAAUGGGACCAAACACACAAUACAAAUAUUAAGAUGUUUUUAUUGUAAAGAAAAGUAGAUAUUAAAUAUGUUUUCUUUGUCAAAGUAAUACAAAAUUAUCUUUAAUUUCAAUUUCUUUGACAAACAUUGAUGGAUUUAAAAGGAAAUGCAUCUAUAUUUAUAUAUUUAAAAGGUUUAAUCUGCGAGUUCCUUUCUAAAUACUGUAAAAUAAAUACACAGAUGUGUGUAUUACGACAGUUCUAAAGUCCCCUGAAGGUCUCAGAAAUGUGACUUCGGUCCUAAAUAUAAUGUUGACCUUUGAAAUGUGAAAUAUUGACUUCAAUCUGACAAUCUGAGUAAAUAUUAAAAUGAAGGAAAACGAUCUUUAGCAAUAAAGUUCAUGUGGAACACUGUAAACUCAGCGCUGCGUUCAAGUGCACUCGUGUUUUUAAAUGAAAUGUAACUGCUGCUUCUUCCAACUAACAAACGCCUGACUCCUCCUGUGGGGCUAAACUCCACCCGCCCGGCACGCCAGGGCAGCGACACUAAGCGCUUCCUAUGAACUUUAAAGCCUGAAACCACUCGUGUGAAUGUGGAGCUGGACAUUAUGUUCUUUAAUAAUCUGUUGUUGUUUAUUUAUGUUUAAAGUGACCGAAAGUAGGUUCAGAUUAGUCAGAUCAAACGGUGCGUUCACUUGCUCCUCGGACAAUCCUGUUUUCACGAGUCUGAUGCUUCUGCAACUCGUUGCGGGUCUCGUUUUUCCCGGUGUUCCAACACCACGUGAAUGCAGCACGACCCCCGCGACGCUAUCAAAUGUGUCAAUCAAGUUUGAUUAAUUAUACACAAAUUAACAAUAAUAAUGUAUUGAUUCAUACAUUAGUUGUGAGAUCUGCCGCUAAAUUAAAAAAAUUCACAUUUAAAAUCUCACUUUGAACUGAACUAAAUAUUUAUUUAUAACAUACAGACGAGACAAAAGAGGCUAGCUGUUCCCCCCGUUUCCAGUGUAUGCUAAGCUAAGCUAGGCUAGGCUCCAGGCCUUCCUCCUCCUCUCAGCCUGCUCGUGGAGCUUCAUCUCUGGACUGAAUGUUCCGCAUGUGUGCCUCCUCACGACGUGCUUCUCUCUGCAUGGCUCCUGUACCACUCGUUGUAGCUCACACUACACUAUAUUUAUGUUUUACUGUGUGUGUGUGUGUAUAUAUAUAUUAUAUAUUUACAUGUUUAGAGAACUUGAAAUAAACCGUCAGACUUCUA